Molecule: messenger RNA, 1180 nt
Organism: Toxotes jaculatrix (banded archerfish)
Lineage: Eukaryota; Metazoa; Chordata; Actinopteri; Toxotidae
Product: protein turtle homolog A-like
Exons: 4
Coding region: 529-1053 (174 amino acids)
Source: RefSeq, a predicted model, not a curated record
GUGCACCGCGUCGACCGAGAGCCACUUCUACAUAUUUAUGAAGUAAACCAGAAACUCUCACUUAUGAUUAAAGGUACUUUGGGCAAGUUUGGACCAAGAAGACUGCGGAUAUAAUAGCCAAAGCGUGGAAAGUUUAAAUGGACUUUAAAUGGGCUGAUGUCGGACCCGUGAAGUUGAUCCUGGGUUAAUGGAUUUUAUUGAAACCGCAAACUAUUUUUUUCUCGGACGUCUGAUAAUCAUGGAUGUUAUGGAUUAAUUUUAUCUUCCUUUUGAUCCACGCACGAACUGAGAACAAAAAAAAAUGUGACCACCUGCGUUUCACUCAACAACCUUCUUCUUUUUAUUUUAAAAGUCCCAAUGUUUUAAUCUAACUUCUCCCUGAAGCGAAAGGAAUGAAUUGUUAAAUUUGGUCUGUAAAACGAGUCUGAAAGAGGAGCACCGAUGGAUUGAAAGAUUGUACUUUCAGCUUCAAGUGAAAAGUGCCUCAAGCAAGGUUGGGAGAUGUGUGAAGAAGUGUGACGAACGGCCAUGGGACUGGAGAGACGGUGGCUUCAGGCUGUCACUGCUGCUGUAGCCAUCUGUCUGCUAAGUGCGUCUCAAGGUUUGUCAUCGUUGGUUCGUGCUAGAGAGGGGGGUUCUGCAGAGCUGGGCUGUAGUCUCACUCCUUCAUCCAAAGAAGCCACCACCCCUAACCUCUUUCCUCUACAUGUGGUGGAGUGGGUGCGUCUCGGUUACAGCGUUCCCAUCCUCAUCAAAUUUGGAGUGUAUGCGCCUCGUGUUCAUCCAAACUAUAAGGGCCGUGUGUCUUUGACCCGGGGUGCCUCUCUGCUGGUGGAACGGCUGACCCUGGAGGACGAGGGCUGGUUCGAAUGCCGCAUCCUGCUCCUGGACAGCAAAACAGAUGACUUUCGUAAUGGCACAUGGACCUUCCUCUCCAUCACAGGUGCAGCACUGCAGGUUUUUGGGGACUUGGGAGCUGCUCCCUUCGUUACUCAUCUCUGGCACUGUACUUGUUUAGAACAGCCACAGCAUGGGGCCUGGCUGGGAUUCUGAAGGCCCUGGCAAACUGAAUAUCCUGAGUGUCAUUGCAGUGUAUGAGGAGGUUCUCUGUGAUGUACAGUGCGCACAGUAAUCAAAUCUUGUCUUUGUCUGUGCCUGGCCUGCUGUGAGCUGAUGUCAA